Phlebotomus argentipes is the source of this 3589-nucleotide messenger RNA. RefSeq names its product E3 ubiquitin-protein ligase SHPRH. Gene Ontology annotation, molecular function: ubiquitin protein ligase activity; ATP binding; ATP-dependent chromatin remodeler activity. Gene Ontology annotation, biological process: protein polyubiquitination; DNA damage response. The transcript has 4 exons. Lineage: Eukaryota; Metazoa; Arthropoda; Insecta; Diptera; Psychodidae. Gene Ontology annotation, cellular component: nucleus. Bases 1 to 3516 code for a protein of 1171 amino acids. The record is from RefSeq and is a predicted model, not a curated record.
AUGACGAAGGAAUUCUCCACACUCUAUGAGAAUCUGCGGGAGGCUCACAGUGAAGAUUUACUGUGUGAUGAAGUGCUGGAAGAUGUUCAGCAUGUGAAUCUGAAGCCAGAAUUGCGUCCUUAUCAAAGGGAUGCCGUGAAGUGGCUUCUCCACCGGGAACUGGGCAGAGAAUACCUCCCGUCGGACUAUGAGGAGGUGUUUGCCAACAAUUUGAGCAAUCAGGUAUUCUUCUACAAUCCCCAAUCGAUGGACAUUGUGGACGGCGUUCCGGGAGCCAUCGAAAUCCCCACGGGCGGCAUUUUGGCGGAUGAAAUGGGUCUGGGAAAGACUGUUGAGAUGCUGGCGCUCAUUCUCAACAAUCCCCGGAGUGACGUUGAGAAGCCGGAUGAGAUGAGCUUUGAUCUGGACGAUGAACCACUGGCAAGAAGAGCAGAUUUGAUGCACAGAAAGAUUCAGUGUCUGUGCAAAGGGAGGAGCAAAGUGAGGAAUAGAAGGCAGAAGAAUGAGUUGAUAAAGUGCUCAAAGUGUGGCAAAAGCCAGCACAUGAGAUGUGUGGGCUGGAGGACGCAUGAUCAGUGCGAGAAAUACAUUUGCCCGGAAUGCUGGAAGAGUGAGCCUCUGGUGCAGUCCAAAGCCACAUUUAUUGUCUCUCCGGCGUCCAUCAAGAGGCAGUGGGAGACUGAAAUUGCCCGUCAUGUGCGUGAUUCCAACUUCCGUGUGCUUGUGUACGACGGAGCGACGAAUUCUGGCUGGAUUGAUCCGCUGGUGAUGGCAGAAUAUGAUGUCGUCUUGACGGACUACAAUGUGAUGAGCAGUGAAAUUUACUACACGACAGAGAAUCAGUGGAACAAGAGUCUGCGACAUGAGAAGAAGCACAUGAAUCCCGUGUCGCCACUGCCGUGUAUCCAAUGGUGGCGAGUGUGUCUGGAUGAGGCGCAAAUGGUGGAGGCUUCAGGCUCUCAGUGCGCUAAGAUGGUGAAAUGUCUGCCGACAGUGCAUCGCUGGGCGGUGACUGGAACGCCAAUUCAGAAGCACAUCAGCAAUCUCUACGGCUUGAUCUUCUUCCUGGACGUCUAUCCGUAUUCGGAGAUGAAGAUGUGGCUGAAGCUGGCCAAUCCCUUCACACUGGGCGAUUGUGGACCUCUUGUGAAGGUGCUGAGGAAGAUAAUGUGGCGCACGUGCAAAUCCAUGGUGUGGGAUCAGAUUGGCAUUCCGCUGCAGAAGGAGAUUGUGCAUUAUGUGGUGAUGUCGGAUUUGCAGACGUUCUUCUACAGGAGUCAACACUCGCUGUGUCGCGAUGCCUUCGUGCAGAAGGUGAAGCAGGUGGGUAGUUCGCAGACGAUGAUCAGGAUGAAUGCUCACAUCCUGAACAAACUGCUGGAGCCGCUGAGGAAGCUCAGGCUGGAUUGCACAGUUCCCAGUUUGAUAAGAAGUCACAAAUCCGAUCAGACGACAGUGAAGAAGAUUCUAUCGCCCAACGAAUUGCACGUUCAUCUCGUGGGGAACAAUGAGAAUGAGGCAAAGAGUCAAUUGAGAGGCAUUGCGUCGUCUUUCAACGCCUUGGCGGGCAUCGCCAUGAUCAGGGGUGAUCUGGAGGAGGCUGAGAAGAUGUACAAGGCAGUGCUGAGGAGGGCAAAAGACUAUACGGGGAAUAUUUCUGUGGACUCUCUCCUUCAAAUCCAUGCGCUGCACAACUUGAUUGAGGUGAAUGAGUGCAAGAGUCAGGAAGAGGAUGAUUGGAAAGUGCAGAAGCAGAAUUAUGAGCAAGAACUGAAGCAACUCGAGGCGAAAUACAUCAAUUCCUAUCGCAUGAUGAUGAAGCAGGUGAACAAGCAACGCAAGGAAGCCACGAAAGCCCUCAAAGCCAUCGAGGUGAAGAUGUCUUCGGUGGAUGGAAGUUGGUGGCGAGAUAUCUUUUCCGCCAUUCACAGCACAGCCAGAGAAUCAGCGUUGUUGGAGAAGAUCUACUUGGACGUGCAGAAGCACUUUGGGAUCAAUUUGGAAGAUGAUGUGAGGACAGCUCAUGGAAUUGACUAUAAGCUGACGAUGUGGCUGGAUAAAGUCUUUGAGUGUCGCUCUGAAGUCAGAGAGGCGUUCGAGCAGCUCAAAUUCUUCAUGCACUAUGUCAAUCCUGAGCGUGUAAUUACAGCGGAAGUGCGACAGAAGAUUGAUAAGCUAAUCCGUGAGGCGUUCGAUUGUCACUUGGAUCGCGCGAAGAGCGAAGAAUCUGAUGUACCUGAGAAGUCCAAGCCAAAGAAGAGGCGCAAAGUGGUUUGUGAACUGUGUGAAGUGAAGAUGAAGCUGAGAAAUUGGGAGUGUAUAAUCUUCGAUAAGAUCUUCCUGGAAACGCUGAACAGUGUCCGUGGCAGCUGGAAUCCUUCGGUUGAGGAGGUGAUUGUGAGAACGAUCUUGGCGCACGCGAAGAAGGAUAACAUCGCGCGGGAGUUGAUAGGCGAGGCGGAAUCGCACUUGGAGUACAUUGAGGCGCUGAAGAAGGAGUACAAGGAGUACAGUCAACUGUGGUCUGAGAUUGACUACACUGUGUCAGCGUGUGAUGAGCUGAAGAUGUGCAAAUCGCGACUGGAGGCAAUUCAUCCGGGGGAAUUGGAGAAGGGCGAGAAGAAGUCGUCAACGCAGAUCUUCUUCUACGAACUCGAUGAUGCAGCUGAACAAUUUAAGAGUGACUUGCAGAUGGCCGAAAAGGAGUUUGUUCGGAUUUGGGGAGUUCUCAAGUAUCUCAAGCAUUUGCAGAAGAACUCAGGCCCGGAAGUUUGUCCAAUUUGCACACAAGUUCCAGAGGAGAAGUAUUCUGUCCUGGAGUGUGGACAUCAUCUCUGCAUGAUUUGCAUGGUGCAGAUGAGGAAGUUUCACAGACACUUCUUGACCUGCUCCGUUUGUCGAUAUCAGCAGAAGUACAAGGAUGUCUACUAUGUGACUCUGAAUCGGAUUGAGGCGGCUCAGGAGGUGUGCGUGAAGGGAGAACACUCGAAUAAGAUCUGCGACAUGAUCAAGUUGAUUCUCACGCUGGUAAAGAAUGAGCCAGAUGUGAAGAUUCUUGUCUUCUUUCACUGGGACGCAAUUUUAUCCGUGUUGAAGAGUGCUUUGGAGGAGAAUGGCGUGAAAUAUGUGUCGGCAAAGUGUUCUAAAUUCAAUCAGGCGAUUAAGGAGUUCAAGGAUCAGAGUCUUGGCAUCACCUGUCUUCUCUUGCCACUUGCCUAUGGCAGCAAAGGACUGAAUCUCGUGGAGGCGACGCAUGUCAUCCUGCUGGAGCCAAUAUUGAAUCCGGGCGAGGAGAAGCAAGCCAUUGGACGAGUGCACAGAAUUGGCCAGACAAAACCCACUUUCGUGCACAGAUUCAUCGUGCUGGGAACGAUUGAGGAGACCAUUUAUAAGACCAUCUCGAGCGACACCACCGGAAAAUGGGCAGCGCGCAAUGUGACAACGGAAAACCUGAUGGAACUCUUUGAACUGCCCUCGGGAGAAGAAGUAAUGGACUGGGAUGAGUAUUUACAAUGAAUUAAGUGUUUGUUUUGCACCUUUUGCACGUAAAUUAUUUUUAGUAAUACAACAAAAACACUGGAUUUCGGUC